CCACAAAAGCGCCGGGCCGUCGAGCGAUGUCCGCUUCCAUGCUUUCCGCUUUCAUCUCCGCGCCUGCACUGCCAAGCCAGCCACCUGUCUCGCGCCCCAGCUCUUAUUUAGCACCCGUCUCGCGUCCCAGCAUCCGACUUUCGCACAUCGCCCCGCCUCAUGGGCCUCUUCUCCUCGCUCCCCAUCUUCGGCAGCAAGUCGCGCUCCUCUCCGUCUGCCGAGCAGCCCAAGCCGCACCCCGCCGACAAGCACGCUCCCGUCACCUCGACGCGUGUGCGCCACUACCACCAGCCCACCACCUCGGCCGCCGCCUGUGCCCGCUACGAGCACGAGCCGGUCGGCAGCCCACGCACGUCUGAAGACGUUAAGCGUGCCUACCUCGCCUCGCAUCCUGAGCUCAACAGCCACAGCGCCGCCUCGUCGCCGAGCGCCUCGCGCACACCCUCCGCACACGGACACGCUGAGCCACAGCGCCGUUUCUCGUAAUGCCUAGCAAGCCGACACACACACGCGGCAGCGCCGCCGAGCAGGGCGCUGCGCUGCGUGCCCAGCUCGCCAAGCAGCAGGGCCAGUCUGCGCCCAGCGAGAAGCCUGCUGCCCACGCCGCACCUCGCGAGAAGCCUGCUGCCAAGUCACGGCCUGUGUCGCAGGCGCCCGUCGAGUCUGAGAAGCCAAAGCCGGCAGUUGCACCGGCAGCCCGCCAGCAGAGCGACGAUCACCAGACGCUUGCGGCUGCGCACGAGCCGAAGACUGAGAAGUCUGGAUCUUCCGCAGCGCCGAAUCUGGACAAGAAAGGCCGUGUCUACCCCCUGACUGGCAUCGACAAUCUCGCGCUGCUGAUGGAGAACGACCGGUACUCGACGGUGUGCUACUCCAUGUACCUCUUCCGCACCGCGCUCGACGACGACACCAUCUACCGCUUCUUUGAGCGGCUGGCCACGAGCUACCCGAAGUUUGGCUACCGCGUCGAGCUCGACCCGCGGCGUGCCGGCCGUGAGGAGAAGGCUCGCCGUUCCGCCGAGCGCAAGGGCGAGGCGCCUCCGAAGCGCAACAUCACCGAGGAGGACCGGCGUGGCAGGCGCACGCGCUUCUCGCACAGCAUCAAGGCCGGCAGCCUCUUCCGGCCGGCACGCUGGGUGUACGCGGAUGACUUCCACGUGCGCGACAACAUCGAGAUCGUAGAGCAGUGCCCCGACGGCGGCGACGAGGCGGCGCUCUUUGCCGUCGCUGGCAAGUUUCUCUCGCGGCACUUUGACUACAGCAAGCCGCUGUGGGAGGCGCUGGCCGUGCGUGGCCUCAACACGGCCGAGGGCGCACAGAGUGCCCUCAUCGUCAAGGUGCACCACGCCGUGUCGGACGGACAGGGCAUGAUCAUGUCGUACCACACGGCGCUCGGCUCGCUCGCCAGCGACCGGCCCGUCGCCGACAUCCAGGCGCAGUUCGACCGCAAGACGAACAGCGGCGAGCAGAAGAAGCCCGGCCAGCGCAACAUCAAGCCGACGCUUUGGGGCACGACGAAGCACGGCUUCCACACGGCCCGCGGCCUCUGGACUCGGCCACGCAAGGCGUUCGAGUACCCGGAGAAGCCGCGUGCGCCGGGCCGCCUCUACCACCACAGCGAGGGCAUCACGAUGGACAACAUCAAGCUCGUGCGCAAGGCCUUCUCGAACCCCGACAAGCAGCUCAACCUCAGCCUCAACGACGUGGCCUGCGCCAUCCUUUCGCGUGCGCUGCGUCUGGCCGCCGAGCGCACCGAGAACGGCCCCAUCAAGGACAAGCGCACGGCCAUCUUUGUGCCGAUCUCCAAGCGCCCGCCGGGCAACUGGGAGCUUUCGAACUUUACGACCGGUGCAAUUGCCUGGUUCGCCUUCCACGAUCCGAAGGACGUGCCCUUCGAGAAGCAGCUCGAGCAGGUGAAUCGCGAGAUGGGGCGCAUCAAGCGCUCGCACUGGCCGAACAUCUGGUACACGUCCUUCGGUUGGGUCUCGAAGCACCGUGCCCUCUUCCUGCCGAAUUGGCUCGGCUGGCAGUGGUUCUUCGAGCGCACCUAUCGCGAGUACAGCGUGGCGACAAAUGUGCCCGGCCCGCCGAAGCCCGUCAAGUUCGGCGAGCACGAGGCCUUCUCCUACCACGUGCUGCCGCCGAGCUCGCCGGGCAAGUCGACGCUGAGCAUCGGCAUGAUCUCGUACGCCGACGAGUUCUCGCUCGCCGUCUCGUGCGACGACGUGCCGUCGCUGCAGCGCCUGCCUCGCGAGAUAUGCAAGGCCUUCCAGGACGCCGCAGCCGAGCUCGUCGAGGCGAGCAAGGCCAAGCUCGCCGCCGCGAAGUAGAGUAGCCUCGCGCGUCCGCCUCGCAUGUCUCUAUUUCCCACGCUCUCUGCUCCUAAGUUUCCUCAUCGACGGGCCCUCGCUGCUGCACGAGGCCCGCCCACCCGCUGCGAAGCGCGGCUACCUGUACUACUUCCUUCUCGUGCCUCACUAAUGUAUCAGCUUGUCAAU
Tilletiopsis washingtonensis is the source of this 2498-nucleotide messenger RNA. RefSeq lists its product as hypothetical. The record is from RefSeq and is a predicted model, not a curated record. The coding region runs from base 486 to 2330 and encodes 614 amino acids. Gene Ontology annotation, cellular component: plasma membrane. Gene Ontology annotation, biological process: triglyceride biosynthetic process. Lineage: Eukaryota; Fungi; Basidiomycota; Exobasidiomycetes; Entylomatales. The transcript is spliced from 2 exons. Gene Ontology annotation, molecular function: diacylglycerol O-acyltransferase activity; long-chain-alcohol O-fatty-acyltransferase activity.